GCGGAAAGGCGACGCGGCACGGGGAAGACCCGGAAAAGCGGUGUCGCCCAAGGAAUGGGGCCCUCGCGGCUCUGCUGCGCAUGCUCGCGCCGUGACCCCAGUUUGAGGUGACGGCCGGGGCCGAGGAGGGGCCCCCCAUCACUGAGACCGAGGGACCGGCCACUGCUCUGCCGCCGGACAGGGAGGGCUCCGCCGCCUGCGGACGGAACCGUGGCCAGGGAAGAGGAGCUCACGGAGGACAAGACGCCUGCUGGGGCUGAGUGUGCCUGAGGCCGGGCGCUGGGUGGCGCCAUGCCCCUGCCCGAGCCUGGCGAACAGGAGGGUGAGAGCGUGCCGGCUGGCCAGGAGCCGGCCCCGGGGCCAGGCACGCACGCUGUCUCCACGGCCCCCAGGAAGCCCAGGAAGUUCUCCAAGCUGGUCCUGCUGACGGCCUCCAAGGACAGCGCCAAGGCGGCCGGGGCCAAGCGCAGGGGCGUGCACUGCAUCAUGUCCCUGGGGCCGCCCGGCCCCGCCACCCUGGCCAGGGCCCUCCUCAAGACCCACCCUGAGGCCCAGCGGGCCAUCGAGGCGGCCCCCCAGGAGCCCGAGCAGAAGCGCCACAAGCUGGCUCCGGGUAGCUGGGCGGUGCCGGGGAUCUCACCUCAUGGAUGGAAAUUUGGGGACACAGACACAAAAGAAGCGGACAGAUUAGCACGGGGCCCUCCUGCAGGGGGUGGGGAGGAGGCCCCCGCGGCCCCAAGCGCGUCCCCAGGACCCUGACCAAGACCUGACCUGGGAGCAGCGGCCUCUCCUCCACAGGGCCGGGGUCCGGCUGUCGACAGUCUUUCAACAUGACAUUUUUUUCUUUCUUUUUUUUUAUAUUAAGCAUAAGAUACUUUUGUAAGCAGAAAAAAAAAAAUUUCUGAAAGAGAAUAAAGCAGCUGCGUGCUAGCUGUGGUCCUGG
This is a messenger RNA of Oryctolagus cuniculus (rabbit), 943 nucleotides long. It is a transcript of the gene FLYWCH2, whose product is annotated as FLYWCH family member 2. Lineage: Eukaryota; Metazoa; Chordata; Mammalia; Lagomorpha; Leporidae. The record is from RefSeq and is a predicted model, not a curated record.